Molecule: messenger RNA, 1542 nt
Organism: Lindgomyces ingoldianus
Lineage: Eukaryota; Fungi; Ascomycota; Dothideomycetes; Pleosporales; Lindgomycetaceae
Product: ZIP zinc transporter-like protein
Exons: 4
Coding region: 71-1345 (424 amino acids)
Biological process (GO): intracellular zinc ion homeostasis; zinc ion transmembrane transport
Cellular component (GO): membrane
Molecular function (GO): zinc ion transmembrane transporter activity
Source: RefSeq, a predicted model, not a curated record
CCCUGACCUAGUCCUCAGGUUUUGUCACAGCCAAUUUAUUUCGCGCAAGGAUAUACAAACAGUCGUCGUCAUGGUUUCGCGACGACACAGGUCUCUCGUUUUCUUUUCGGUGUUUCUUGCUGUUUGGGCAUGGAACGUGUCUGCAGAGCUGGGCAGGAGCGAGAAGGAUGUCGGGGGGUUGAGCUUGUCGGAGAUCGAAGAGAAGUUGCAGGAGUGCCCUCUUGUGCAAGCCCUCAACGAACAUAAAGUCGCCAACAACCCCACAACCUCAAGUAUUGCUUCCCAAAUAUUCUCCUUCCUCUUCCCCGGCUCCCCGGCUGUCAACGCCAUCCUUGCAACCCUCUACAUCUCCGGCCCGCCCAACUUCCUGCUGGCGCUAUGUCCGCCGAACAUCGACCCUUCUUCGCUCUCCGUCAUGGUAGCCUUCGCGGUCGGGGGACUGCUAGGAGACACUCUAUUCCAUCUGCUGCCUGAGAUCUUCUUAGGAGAGGAUGAGCAUGACCAAGUCAAGUUCGUUAUGGUGGAGCCGAAUAAGAAUCUUUUGCUUGGUGUGGCUAUUAUGGUUGGCUUUAUCACGUUCGUGGCCAUGGAUAAGGGCUUGCGCAUUGCAACAGGGGGCGAAGGCGGACACGACCAUUCCCACGGCCAUGCUCAUUCCCAUGCCCAUGAGAAACCCGACGUCUCUGCGAAAACCUCUGGCGCUGAGCUGGACGGAACCUCAUCUACCCUCCGCGCCCGCCCCUCUCCUUCCACCUCCGGCCUAACCCCACCACUUACCCCCCACUCCUCCUCCCCACCCUCUAUUUCUAAGCCCCCAUCCCCCUCUGUCAAGCUCUCCGGCUACCUCAACCUCAUCGCCGACUUCACCCACAACAUCACCGACGGUCUCGCCCUCUCCUCCUCCUUCUACGCCUCCCCCACCCUGGGCGCCACCACCACCGUCGCCGUGUUCUUCCAUGAAAUCCCGCACGAGGUGGGCGACUUUGCUCUGCUCAUCCAAUCCGGGUUUUCCAAACGUGCGGCCAUGGGUGCGCAAUUCGUGACUGCUGUUGGAGCGAUGUUGGGGACUGGGAUUGGGAUUGCGGUGCAGGAGUUUGGUGGGAAUUCAAAUUCGGGAUCAGUGGCCGGGGGUCGAGGACAAGGGUUGUGGGGUACGAGUUUGCAGUGGGGCGAUAUGUUGUUGCCAUUUACGGCGGGGACGUUUUUGUAUGUGGGGACUGUGGCUGUAAUUCCGGAGUUGCUGGAGACGGGGCCAGAUAAGGGGGUGGAGUUGAGGAAGACGGGGAUGCAAUUUUUGGCGAUGGGGGCAGGCGCGGCCAUUAUGCUUGCGAUUUCUUGGUCGUAGGUUUUUGGAAGGGCAUUUGGUUCUUCUAUCGGUCAACAGAGUAUCGAUUCAACCGCCGCAUUAGACAUAGACGGAUGGAAAGACGCGCGAGCGUGGAUUCUGGAUAAUAGUUUUCUGGCCGCAAGACACCUAGGCAGCAAUUGGUGAGAGCUUGGGAGCCAAGCGGGAAUAUUCAGCGGAAAAGUAGGGACAUGUAC